Messenger RNA from Vigna unguiculata (cowpea), 1024 nucleotides. RefSeq lists its product as uncharacterized. NCBI's taxonomy places the organism in Eukaryota, Viridiplantae, Streptophyta, Magnoliopsida, Fabales, Fabaceae. The record is from RefSeq and is a predicted model, not a curated record.
CAAAGACCACUUGGCAAGUAACUUAGAAUAAUGAAAUAAGCGCCGAGUUGUUUCAAUUCCCAAAUUCGUUUUGUUUUGCUAGCCAUGGCAUCACUACCCCAAACGUGUGCCACAUUAGGAACUUGCAUAAGCUCAAAAAUUAAGAUCAGUGACGCACGACCAUGCAUUGCCCAAAUAAACAACAACAACAAGAACAAGAGUACUCGUUUGAAGGGUGCGUUGUUUCCAUUGACGUUGGUGGGAGAAAAGAGGCCCAAAAUAGGGUUACGAAACUGGAAAGUGGGGGCAGGGGAAAGUGGUGAAUUGGUGCCACGUUCGGUUAUAGAGAGCGUUGUGAAAGAUUUCCACCGUGCCUUGAAUGAUAAAAACAUUGAGGAAUUGCAACAGUUGAUUUCAGAUGAUUGUGAAUACCAGGACUACCUCUUCUACAGUCCCUACAAAGGCCAGGAGAAUGUGAUAAAGUUCUUGCAGAGCGUGAUGGAAGCGAUGGGUCCAAAUGUAAAAAUUGCUGUGCGAGAUAUCAAUGUGGAAGAUGUCAACGUGAAAGAUGUGAGAGAGGCCAAACUCAUGGCUACAGUGUUUUGGCACUUGGAGUGGGGAAACGACAAAAAGAAGCUACCCUUCUCAAAAGGAUGCAGAUUCUUUUGGUUUGAAGAAGUUGAAGGAAGAUUGGUUAUUAGCAAGAUAACGGGCUUGGAGGAACUUCCAAUAAAACCGGGUGAACUAGUACUGAAUGCCUUGAAAGCAAUUAGUACAUUUUUGGACAGCUAUCCACCCAUGGCUUCAGCGUUGCUUAACUAUCCUGCCUUUCGCGAUGAUUGAUGACACACAUGCGUGAUUGGGUCGGUGAAGUCCAUCACAUGCUUUUAACACUUCAAAUGUCCUAUUUAUGAAGAAACAAUAUUUAUUUUUAAAAUUUGAAUUUUUUUAUUGUAUUUUUGGUAUUGUAUUGUAUCUUUAAAAUAUUACUUUUAAUAUUUUUAAAUAUAUUUUAAAGACACCAUGUAUGUGUCUUCUUUCUCAA